AAACCUUCCAAAGACUUUUCAUUGUCUUCGCCUGCGAGCGCUAAAAUUAUCUCCGAGCAUUCUCAAGUUGGGUGAUUCGGUACGGAUUACUGAUUUGGGAGAGAAAAACCCUAGAUUGGAAUUAGAUUCUGGGUUCUUGGGCUAAAGGUUUCUUCAUCUCCUUCGAAUCAUCCUUUUGUAAGUCCAGUGGAUGUGAAAACCCAGUACUCACUGAUUCUUUUUAUUAGGAAUUUUGUAAGGUUUUGGGUAGAGUUUUCACAGUUUUGAUGAUACUAAAAUGUGGGCCACUGGGUCUAGAGAAUGAAGAAUCUUGCUUUUAGUGACAAAGGUUGUUCCUUUGGAGUAGUAAAGGGAGCAAGACGAUGAGUAGAAACCCUUUCCUGGAUCCUACUCUUCAAGAAAUUCUUCAAGUGAUUAAACCCACACGAGCAGAUAGGGAUACGAGGAUCACAGUCAUUGAUCAGUUGCGUGACGUCUUACAAUCCGUAGAAUGUUUAAGAGGUGCUACUGUUCAACCAUUUGGAUCCUUUGUGUCAAAUCUCUUCACACGAUGGGGAGACUUAGAUAUCUCUGUUGACUUAUUCAGCGGUUCUUCCAUCUUGUUCACUGGAAAGAAGCAGAAACAAACUUUACUCGGACAUUUACUACGAGCACUGAGAGCGAGUGGUCUAUGGUACAAACUGCAAUUUGUUAUUCAUGCGCGAGUUCCUAUUCUGAAAGUAGUGAGCGGCCACCAGAGAAUUUCUUGUGACAUUUCUAUUGAUAACCUGGAUGGGCUUUUGAAGAGCAGGUUCUUGUUCUGGAUCAGUGAAAUAGAUGGGAGAUUCCGCGACCUGGUUUUGCUAGUGAAGGAAUGGGCGAAAGCUCAUAAUAUCAACGACUCAAAGACCGGGACUUUCAACUCUUACUCUCUCAGUUUGUUAGUCAUCUUCCAUUUUCAGACUUGUGUGCCUGCAAUCUUGCCGCCUCUAAGAGUGAUAUAUCCGAAGAGUGCGGUUGAUGAUCUGACAGGUGUACGGAAAACUGCAGAGGAAAGCAUAGCGCAAGUUACUGCUGCUAAUAUUGCGAGAUUUAAAUCAGAGAGAGCAAAAUCAGUCAAUCGAAGCUCGCUCUCGGAGCUGUUGGUCUCUUUUUUUGCAAAGUUUUCAGACAUAAACGUGAAGGCCCAAGAGUUCGGUGUUUGCCCGUUUACUGGAAGAUGGGAAACUAUAAGCAGCAACACUACAUGGCUGCCAAAGACAUACUCACUCUUUGUUGAAGAUCCUUUUGAGCAGCCGGUGAACGCUGCAAGGAGUGUGAGCCGUAGAAAUUUGGACAGAAUAGCUCAAGUAUUUCAGAUUACAUCGCGCCGUCUUGUCUCAGAGUGUAACAGAAACUCCAUCAUAGGGAUUCUGACAGGGCAACACAUUCAAGAGUCUUUGUACAGAACAAUAAGCCUCCCAAGUCAACAUCAUGCAAACGGUAUGCACAAUGUCCGUAAUCUGCAUGGUCAGGCUAGGCCACAGAACCAGCAAAUGCAGCAAAAUUGGUCACAGAGCUACAAUACCCCGAAUCCACCACAUUGGCCACCACUAACACAAUCCCGACCACAACAGAAUUGGACUCAGAACAACCCCAGGAAUCUUCAGGGGCAACCACCUGUCCAAGGCCAAACUUGGCCUGUAAUCACACAAACUCAAACGCAGCAGAAGAGCCCAUAUAAGAGUGGGAACCGACCAUUGAAAAAUACAUCUGCUGGUUCAAGUCAGAAUCAGGGCCACAUUGGUAAGCCAUCUGGUCAUAUGAAUGGUGUGAACUCUGCAAGACCUGCAUAUACGAAUGGUGUGAACUCCGCAAGGCCUCCAUCAAAAAUUCCAAGCCAAGGCGGACAGAUCUGGAGACCGAGACAUGAGCAGUAGAAUGAGGUGUGCAGACAUGGUUCAGAGAUACUCCUUCACAUAUUUUGGAUGAUUUUGUAUUCUGACCUUGGGGCUUUUUUUCUAUGGAUCCAUUCGUUACAAUCAACAGAUUUGCAAUAGCAGAAUGUUGUUACUAAAAAAUGAGGACGAGGUAAACUUUUACUCAGUAAAACACCACAAUCAAAUUUACAGUUACAUUAAGAGAAAAAAGAAGAAAACAAUAAGAGAUAUACUACCAAACAAAAUAUAUUGUGUUGACUAGUGCAGUAACUUGUGUGGUAUUAAGCUCGAAGGAGACGCUUCUCGCAUGUUAGAAUCCUGUAACUUGCGUGAGGACCCUCGGAUGUGUCACGCAGAGAAGUAUGCCAACCCAUGGCCUUUGUGAUUUCUUGAAUUUCAUCCAUAACAUCAAUUGA
Messenger RNA from Arabidopsis thaliana (thale cress), 2314 nucleotides. It is a transcript of the gene HESO1, whose product is annotated as Nucleotidyltransferase family protein. Gene Ontology annotation, molecular function: RNA uridylyltransferase activity. The transcript is spliced from 9 exons. NCBI's taxonomy places the organism in Eukaryota, Viridiplantae, Streptophyta, Magnoliopsida, Brassicales, Brassicaceae. The coding region runs from base 363 to 1898 and encodes 511 amino acids. The record is from RefSeq and is marked reviewed. Gene Ontology annotation, cellular component: cytoplasm; nucleus; P-body.